CCUCUCGCUUCCUGUCGAGCAUCCAGUCUCUCGCGCAUCAUCGGCACGAGUCUUCAAUCAGCGGGUGUCGUGGAUGGCCAUUGCUCCGCCAGUUGGACUGAUCGCCGCUUGACCCGAGACUCACGUGCCUGGAGUCUCGCGGAAGUCGGAUAAUCUGGCCGUUCAGAAAGUAUACUCCUUAGUCCUGGCUCAGUGGACGUGUUGAUUGCCAGCUACAAGGCUUUCCCUCAUUCUCUUACUAUACUCUUUCCGACUACUUUCUCUCCGACGUUUGUGGUCAUACGAUUUGAGCAUUGGACUUUAUGACAUCACUGCUUUGUUGUCUGCUAGUAUUGGUGUGAUAUACAAUUGAACCAUAUCAAUUGCAUUCAACCUGUCAGAUUGUGACAAUCAUUGUGAACUGGAAGCUGCUGUUAACCAAUACUUCGGCAUAUCUGGUAUAUCUGAAGCAAGAUCGUCGUCGGUUUCCUCCCUUAUCUAUCAACACAGGAGCACAUCAUGGCAGCAAUUGCAGUGCUACCAAUGCCUUUACGUGCAUCCCGACAAUGCACUCGACUACAGGGCCUGAUUCCAUCUCCACUUGGGAGCACCUCCUUCUCACGCCGGGGGUGGCAGGCCUUGCCAGUAGCGGAAGCUCGCGGCUUUUCGGUUGUCACUCUGGCUCGUCGCUCGAGGAUCCCAGCAAGCUCAUUACGAAAGAGGACCGGCAUAGCCUGCUCCAUAGAGUCACGAUUGACACAAAUCAGCCAACAGAAGCGAUACUCUGCGCAAAAGCCAACAGACCAGAGUCCUCCAAGCUCCCAACCUGCCGCCAAGAAGCCGUCAAUUCUCUCAAAGCUACCACGCACUCAUGAGAACAUCUACACCGUCCCCAACAUCCUCACUUUCACCCGGCUACUGGCUGCACCCAUGGUAGGAUACUUUCUCGUCCAUGACCAACACGUAGCCGCACUGAGUCUGUUCGCAUAUGCGGGUAUCACAGACCUUGUGGACGGCUGGAUCGCAAGGCGAUACAACCUGCAAACGGUUGUCGGAACGAUCAUCGACCCAAUGGCCGACAAGCUGCUCAUGACGGUCGGAGUCGCCUGUCUCGCCGUGAACGGGUCGAUCCCAGUCUGGCUCGCCGUCAUCAUCCUGGGACGUGACGUCGGACUCGCCAUUUCCGCAAUCUACUACCGAUGGAUCUCCCUUCCCCCACCGAAAACCAUGGCCCGGUACUGGGAUUUCUCUCUUCCCUCGGCGGAGGUGAAGCCGACCACGGUAUCCAAGAUCAACACAGCUCUGCAGCUGCUGCUCGUGGGCAGCGCCAUCGCCCUGCCUGUACUUCCCGAAACGGUCAUUGAAGCAUGGAAUUUGCAGGAAGCCAUGACCGCAUUCCAAUACCUCGUCGCCGCCACAACCCUCUGGUCCGGCCUCAGCUACGUCUUCUCCAAAGACGCCGUCAAGAUCCUCACCAAGGAAGAAGUCCAGAAGCGCAUUGCCCGCGCCGCAGCCGGGAAGAAGCCUUGAUGGAUCGCAUUUAUCCGAUUCAAGACUUAGUCGGUCAUCAUAGCAUAAAUAGUUGCGUGCGUGUGUGUGUGUGUGUGUAUGUAGAUGUACAUAUUAACUGAGCAUUGUUGUU
Molecule: messenger RNA, 1621 nt
Organism: Aspergillus ibericus CBS 121593
Lineage: Eukaryota; Fungi; Ascomycota; Eurotiomycetes; Eurotiales; Aspergillaceae
Product: cardiolipin synthase
Exons: 5
Coding region: 499-1509 (336 amino acids)
Biological process (GO): cardiolipin biosynthetic process
Cellular component (GO): mitochondrion; membrane
Molecular function (GO): cardiolipin synthase activity
Source: RefSeq, a predicted model, not a curated record